ACUGGAUAGACGUGUGUUAUCUGUAGAAUAAUAAUAGAUUUAUUUUUCAAUAAUUUUAGUCUAGUUUUAGUUAAGUGUGAAGUGUUUUAAAGUGAAUUGAAAUUAAAAAUACCAGGUUGAAUGGUUUAAAAUUGGAUGGAAAACACUUUGUAACUUUGCUAAAUAUCGUAAAAUUAAUAUUUAAAAUAACUGUAAUUUAAGUGAAAUUAUUAAUAAGUGAAUUUGAUUCCAUAAGAAAACUUAACUUAAGCUUAACUUAGUGUUUAACUUAAAGAACGAAGUGAACUAGAACGGUUACGCUUACAGCCCACCCUUCUUAUAAAACAGGAUUCAUGCACUAAAGGGGAAUUAUUACGCUUAAAACAAUGGAUUCACCAAAAAUCGUGUACAAAUACUACUCAAAUCCAGCAUUUUGUUCACAAAGCGAAGUUGUAUUCGCACAGAAAACAUGCAUGACAAAGAUUGUGUCGCCCGAAAGGCAACGGAUGUCACCUUUAGGCGGGAACUCGCCUAGAAAGAUCGAAAUAGGCAACAGAAUAAUGAGGACAGAUAUAUCUGACAACCCUCUUCGCAUGUCACCUGCCGGAGCUCCAAGAUACAGAGAGGAGCCACCUGAAUUGCCGCCAAAACCUCCCAAAUUCCAAAACAGGAGUUUUCAGAGACAAUCUUCUUUAGUUUAUAAACCUACGAGGUCAGUGAGAUGUAGAACGAGAAGUGAGGAUUUAGAAAUGGCACAAUUGAAGCAGCAAAGACGGUCCAGGUUUGACAGACUAGCAGACAGCGACGAUGGUUUAGAAGAUAGUCGAACAAAACAUAGAUAUGAAGUCAUACAAGAUUUUGACGAUAUAGUAGACUAUUCUCACAAAAAGAGAAUAGUACAAGCAAAACCUGAUGAGAUUGAAGAGUAUAACGUUGAUGGGCCUGACGAAAACGAACUGAAAGAAAUACCGACUGAAAUUGUGAAGACUGUUAACGGUAGAACGUUAAGAUACGCUAUAAUACCAACUGAAGAUGAUGAGCCUAGGAAAUGUAACGUAACUUUUACAUCUCCUGUAAUGUCUAAAAAGAAUUUGAUAGCAACUCAAAAGUUACACGAGCUUCUAUCAACGCCGAGGAAAUUGAAAAGUUAUGGAAGCCAGCCUUCAGUUAGAAUAACACCAAAUAAAUCUGUAGACAACAAAUAUUCGGAAACGCCAAGAAAGUUUGUUUCGAGCACUCCGACUCAAGGAGUUACUCCGUCGAAGUCUUGUGCGAAUUUGACUUCUAGAACUAGUGCUCCGACUUCGCCAAUUUCGCCUAAAGCCCAACAGAAGUUAAACUAUGGAUUACCGGAGAAACUGCCAAAUUUACCAGCGUUUGACAGACAUGAUGUGUUUGUGACUAGUUUUAGAGAUAAGAGCAGAGAUAGGAGUUUUGACUUAGAGAGGGAGAUGAGUAGAGAGAAGGGAUUAUGAAAGGAGAGGGAAAGCCAGAGGAAGGAUAAGAAUACUGCUGUUAUUAUACCUAGGGUAGCCUCCCCACCAUGUGUACUCGAAGAGACCUACAAGUCAUUCUCGAGCCUCAAGACAUUGUCAGGAGCAACAGCCUCCUUACUCAUAGCGGCCAUCAUGUUGACGAUGUGUGGCGGACUGACGGCCGGCUUGAGUUUCUAUAUGAUGUAUGCGAUCGGUAGGCGCUAUUAUUUAGACUUCGGCGUUCUCGCUGGUUUCACCUGCUUGCUGGGACUACUUGGAUUCAGGACGAAAAGACAACAGUUACUGCCUAACAGGAAUUAUAUAUCUGGUUACAUCGUCCUCUCAUCAUCUCUACUCAGCGCGUUCGGUCUACUCAUUCUACUAUGUCUAGAACCAAAACCAGGGACGCCACUAAACGACAUCACCUCAGGAGCCGUUUGUGGUGUCAGUCUACUGUCUUUGUGCUUGGCUACGAUUGGUGUGCUCGCUUCUUACUGCUGUGUGAAAGACCCGCCGGAUAACCGAGUUGGAACUACGAGGUGGUAUUGAGAAUUUGAGUAAUUUGUGGGAAGAAUAAGUAUGAGCACACUGAGAUCUAUUUUUUAUUUAUAUAAUUGCAGAACUGGUUUAGACCAUUUAGUACCUAUGGCUGGCAUAUGGUAUUCUCAAAUAAGUUAUAAGCUACUUAUCGAAGUGAACCGUGGAGGUGGAAACUGCUUAAUACCAAUAGGUCCCAUGUUUUUCAGGACACCAAUUUUCAUAGUAUUUCUUACCAUCGUUUUCAUGAUCUAAGUAUGUUAUUCUACAACUGAUAUAAAAUAAUCAUUUGAAAAUGUUAUUUUCUCCUAUUUAUCCAUACAGACGCAACUAAAUGCAGUAACGAGUAGGUGGAACUAUCCUUUCGUAUUUUAACAAACUUGAGUUUUUGCUAAGUAUUAUUGCUAUGAUUAAAAUUGUAGGCUUUAUAAUAGCGGUUUCAAUAUUUCUGUAAUAUGUAUCGAAAUGUAUAUUUUGGAAAAAUAUUAUUUAAUUAAAUAAGAAUUUAGUUUACAUCUCAAACUUAUACGUCUUUUUACAUAAGUUGUAUUCAGUUUUGUUCUAAUUUCAUUGGUAAUAUACCGAAUGUCUAUGAUGUGUUUUAUUAUAAGAUAGUUUAGAUACCAAAGCAGGUCCAAAUUUAAAUUAUCUGUAUUUUAUUAUGUGGUUGUUGUAAAAUUUUAAUAAAUGAAAAUCGGAUUAAUAUUUUA
Molecule: messenger RNA, 2701 nt
Organism: Helicoverpa armigera (cotton bollworm)
Lineage: Eukaryota; Metazoa; Arthropoda; Insecta; Lepidoptera; Noctuidae
Source: RefSeq, a predicted model, not a curated record